AUGGUCGUUGACGAGGCGGCGGGCGUCUCGCGGGAACCGCGGAAAAGGCCGACGACUCGACCUGUUGACGUCUCGUGGCGAGGCGAGGACAUCAGCCUGUCGUUCGGCCACUUUGACGUCCUCGGCACACUUGGCACUCGCACCUUUGGCCUCGUCCUCCUCGUCCGGCUGCACGCCUCCCCUCCACAACCGGCGGAAACGCAACCGUACUACUUCGCCAUGAAGGUACUCGAGCAGAACGUGAUCGCGCGGUUGCGGCAGGUCGAGCAGGCCAACUUGGAACGGACAACGCUCGCGCACUUCGACCAUCCCUUCGUCGUCGACCUCUGUUGCGCCUUCCAGGACGGAGCCAACCUGUACAUGCUCCUCGAGUUUGUCCAGGGCGGCGAGCUCUUCUUGCACUUCCGGCGAGCCGGCCGCUUCCCCCCUCCCCGAGGUCUCGCGCUUCUACAUCGCUAA
This is a messenger RNA of Rhodotorula toruloides NP11, 459 nucleotides long. RefSeq names its product cAMP-dependent protein kinase catalytic subunit. Gene Ontology annotation, molecular function: ATP binding; cAMP-dependent protein kinase activity. Lineage: Eukaryota; Fungi; Basidiomycota; Microbotryomycetes; Sporidiobolales; Sporidiobolaceae. Gene Ontology annotation, biological process: peptidyl-serine phosphorylation. The transcript is spliced from 3 exons. The coding region runs from base 1 to 459 and encodes 152 amino acids. Gene Ontology annotation, cellular component: nucleus; cAMP-dependent protein kinase complex. The record is from RefSeq and is a predicted model, not a curated record.